CCCGCCCCGGCCUUGAGUCACAUGCGCCUAGGCCCAGACGACAGUCAAGACAACCCUCUAAUGAUCCAAUUCUUCACCUGGAACUCCCACUAUCCCGACAUGAGCUGGUGGCAACACUUUGAAUCCGAAAUACCCCGACUAUCUGAGCUGGGCUUCACCCAAGUCUGGUUACCGCCGCCCAACAAGGCGGCUUGGAAGGAGGGAAGGGGUUACGAUGCGUAUGAUUUGUGGGAUUUAGGCGAAUUUGAUCAAAAAGGGGGUAUCCCGACCCGGUGGGGCACCAAGGAAGAGUUUCUACACGCUUGUAAGGUCGCGAGACGGUACAAGAUCGACGUUAUCAUUGAUGCCGUGCUUAACCAUAAACUUGGGGGAGAUCGAAAGGAGACGUUUACCGCUGUUCCUGUGAACCCGCAGAAUCGUUUAAAGAAUGACGGGAAACCGAGGAAAAUAGAGGGAUGGACGGCCUUUGAUUUUCCUGGACGAGGAGGAAAGUACAGCACAUUCCGCUGGAACCAGACUCAUUUUUCUGGCCUCGAUUGGGACGACAGGACACGUACCAAGGGCAUCUAUCGAAUAGAGGGCCACGGCCGCAAAGGAUGGUCGAAGAAUGUUGAUAGAGAGCUGGGGAACUAUGACUACCUGCUUGGCAUAGAUAUUGAUCAUCGACAUCCCGCUGUUCAAGAAGAUCUGUUCAACUGGGGUUCUUGGAUACUACAGACCACGGGAGCUGUCGGCUUUCGUCUUGAUGCAAUAAAGCACAUAGAUCAAAGGUUUCUCAUCAGUUUCAUAGAGCGUGCAAGGACCCAAUACCCAAGAAUGUUAGCGGUCUCUGAAUAUUGGUCCGGAGACGUCAAAGCAAUAAUGCCGUACAUACGAGCGUUCAAAGGGCAGACUGCAUUUUUCGAUGUUCCCCUACACAUGAAUUUCAAUCAAGCCAGUCUACACUGGACUAGAUACGACCUUAGAACUAUCAUGAAUAACACUAUUGCUAAGCUCAAACCUCUGGAUGCCGUCACCUUUGUAGAUAACCACGAUACGGUUGAAGGCCAAAGUUUGGAGAGCUGGGUUGGAAACAAUUUCAAGAUUCAAGCUUAUACCAUAAUCCUUCUGAGAGAAGAGGGCUACCCCUGCGUCUUCUACGGAGAUAUCUAUCCCAACAAUGAAUGCUUCGACGCAAACACUGCUCGGAAUGUCAUACGGCUUAUUGCCGCCCGGAAGCUAUAUGCUUAUGGUCCCACACAUGAAUAUCCCCACGAUAGAACAUGCAUAGGAUUCGUUCGGAUGGGUGAUUCGACACACCAAGGAUGCGCGGUCUUGUUAAGUAACAAAGAAGAGUGCGGAGAUUUUAUACACAGUGUCAAAAUGAACGUUGGUUUGCAAAAUGCUGGAUCCUACUUCCAAAGCUGGAUGUCCGACGGGGGGCGAGUGGAUAUAGACGCUGAGGGCUGGGGAACAUUCACUUGCUUCCCUAACUAUGUUCAAGUCUGGGUUAAGGCAUGAACGUUCAUUGAACGAGGGACUGGUAUACGAUGGACAACAUGGACCCCAACCGAGCUCAACUACUAAUACAACAACUACUGGACUGGACCAUUACUCAUAU
Messenger RNA from Desarmillaria tabescens, 1600 nucleotides. RefSeq names its product glycoside hydrolase family 13 protein. Gene Ontology annotation, molecular function: hydrolase activity, hydrolyzing O-glycosyl compounds; calcium ion binding. Gene Ontology annotation, biological process: carbohydrate metabolic process. The transcript is spliced from 20 exons. The record is from RefSeq and is a predicted model, not a curated record. Bases 22 to 1500 code for a protein of 492 amino acids. NCBI's taxonomy places the organism in Eukaryota, Fungi, Basidiomycota, Agaricomycetes, Agaricales, Physalacriaceae.